Molecule: messenger RNA, 372 nt
Organism: Fulvia fulva
Lineage: Eukaryota; Fungi; Ascomycota; Dothideomycetes; Mycosphaerellales; Mycosphaerellaceae
Exons: 1
Coding region: 1-372 (123 amino acids)
Source: RefSeq, a predicted model, not a curated record
AUGACCACCGACAGCAAGGUUGCCCUCGCACGGCUCCUCACUAGAGCCGAUGAGUUCCUCACUUUCCUAGACGAGCAUUGGUAUGCAAAAUUGCCGCGUCGAGAGGACGACACCAUCAUCUAUUCGAACAGGAGUUACGCCAUCAUGAGGACCUUCGACAACGAGCGCAAGAAGCUGACGCACGGACGCAUGGGAAAGACCAAGCGCGUGAAAGUCCUCACGCCUGACGAUGUUAUUGCCAUGAUCGAUGGUUUCAAGGGUGUAUUGCAUUGCGCCUUCUUCAAUGCAACCAUUCUCGUCAGCAGAGACCUCAAUCUUUCGUAUGAGGUCAAGGUCCGUCGCGCUCUGGAGUCUGGCCAGCAGUCUGCUUGA